AGCCGCCGCUGGCGCUCGAGGCGGCCGCGGAGGAGGCGGCGGCGGCGGCAGCGAGCGCCGGGUUCCGGCUCACGGCGGUGCGGCGAGAGCCGGCGGUGCGGCUGCAGCACGGCGCCAGCGGGCUGGAGCCGCUGGCGUGGUCCGAGGACCACCGGGUGUCGGUGAGCACGGCCCGCAGCAUCGCCGUGCUGGAGCAGCUCAGCGACGUGCACAGCGGCGGGCAGGACAUGGUGAUCCACCGCACCGCCGUGCCCGCGCCCGCCGCCGCCUGCAUGCUCAAGGUCGGCCCAAAGAAGGAGGUGGCUGAGUGCAAGGAGAAAUUCGCCAGCUCGGUGGAUCCCACCAUCAGCCAGACCUUCAUGCUGGACCGGGUGUUCAACCCCGAGGGGAAGUCCCUGACCCCCAUGCGGGGUUUCAAAUACUCCAGCUGGUCCCCUCUGGGCUGUGACGCCAACGGGAGGUGCCUGCUGGCCGCCCUGACCAUGGACAACCGCCUGAGCAUCCACGCCAACCUCAACCGGCUGCAGUGGGUGCAGCUGGUGGACCUGACCGAGCUCUACGGCGAGCGCCUCUUGGAGGCCGGCUACAGGCUGUGCAAGGCUGACGCUCCCUGCGGGGAGCUGGGAGACUUCCCCGAGUUCCAGCGGCGGCACAGCAUGCAGGCCCCGGUGCGCAUGGAGUGGUCGGGCAUCUGCACCACGCAGCAGGUGAAGCACAACAACGAGUGCCGCGACGUGGGCAGCGUGCUCCUGGCCGUGCUCUUCGAGAACGGCAACAUCGCCGUGUGGCAGUUCCAGCUGCCCUUCCUGGGCAAGGAAUCCAUCACUUCCUGCAAUACCAUCGAGUCGGGGAUAAGCUCCCCCAGCGUGUUGUCCUGGUGGGAGUACGAGCACAGCAACCGCAAGAUGAGCGGGCUGAUCGUGGGCAGCGCCUACGGCCCCGUGAAGAUCAUCCCCGUCAACCUCAAGGCGGUCAAAGGCUACUUCACGCUGAGGCAGCCCGUGGUCUUGUGGCAGGAGAUGGACCAGCUGCCCGUGCACAGCAUCAAAUGCAUCCCUCUCUACCACCCCUACCAGAAAUGCAGCUGCAGCCUGGUGGUGGCCGCGAGAGGCCCUUACGUGUUCUGGUGCCUGCUGCUGAUAUCCAAAGCGGGGCUGAACGUGCACAAUUCCCACGUGACGGGGCUGCACUCCCUGCCCAUUGUCUCCAUGACUGCGGACAAGCAGAACGGCACGGUGUACACCUGCUCCAGCGAUGGCAAGGUCAGGCAGCUCAUCCCCAUAUUCACAGACGUUGCUUUAAAGUUUGAGCACCAGCUGAUAAAGCUCUCGGAGGUGUUUGGCUGUGUCAGGACUCACGGAAUCGCCGUCAGCCCCUGCGGGGCGUACCUGGCGGUCAUCACCACCGAGGGCAUGGCCAACGGGCUGCACCCGGUCAACAAAAACUACCAAGUGCAGUUUGUCACCCUCAAGACUUUUGAGGAGGCAGCUGCACAGCUCUUGGAAUCUUCCGUUCAGAACCUUUUCAGGCAAGUGGACUUGACGGAUCUUGUACGCUGGAAAAUCUUGAAGGAUAAGCACAUUCCUCAGUUCUUACAGGAGGCGCUGGAUAAAAAGAUAGAGAGCUGUGGUUCCACUUACUUCUGGAGGUUUAAGUUGUUUCUCUUGAGGAUUUUGUACCAGUCGAUGCAGAAAGCCCCCUCAGAGGUCACGUGGAGACCUUCACACGAGGAUGCCAAAAUCUUGAUAUCAGAUUCCCCUGGGAUGGGCAGCACUGAAGAUGAUCAAGAGGAAGGAACUUCAAAACAAGCCAGCAAGCAGAGCCUGGGGGACACAGGCAAAGGUGUGGACAUUGAUGACACUGCAGAGGAUUCUCUCCAUCAGUCAGGUGACACUGGAGGCCGUGAGCCAAUGGUAGAAAAGCUUCUUGAAAUACAGGCACAGAUUGAGGCUGUAGAAAUGCACCUGACACGAGAACACAUGAAACGGGUGUUGGGAGAAGUUUACCUGCACACGUGGAUUACAGAGAACACCAGCAUUCCCACCAGAGGAGUCUGUGACUUCCUAAUGUCUGAUGAUGGCUACGAUGACAGAACAGCACGAGUGCUGAUUGGGCACAUCCUGAAGAAGAUGAACAAGCAGACCUUCCCUGAGCACUGCAGUCUGUGCAAGGAGAUCCUGCCCUUCACCGACCGCAAGCAGGCCGUGUGCUCCAACGGCCACAUCUGGCUCAGGUGCUUUCUCACCUACCAGUCCUGCCAGAGUUUGGUGUACAGGAGGUGUUUGCUUCACGACAGCAUUGCACGGCACCCAACCCCAGAAGAUCCUGAAUGGAUCAAGAGGUUAUUGCAGGGACCUUGCACCUUCUGUGAUUCUCCUGUGUUCUAGAGAAAAGCUGUGUCAAGACUGAAAGUAUUUUCUCUACUGCAUAAGCUCCCUUCAGCCUGGGAGGAUACAGAGCCAGGAACACAGACUCUGCUGGAGGGAGAACACCUUGUCCACUGCCCUGUACAUAGAACAUCACAGGUUCUACAAACUCCUGAAAUCCAGAGCCCAUUCCACGCUCCAGAAACAGGAAUGCACCUGGAAGAGCCAGUUUAAAGCUGUUUGGAAAUGCACCCAAGGAAGCCUCAGCAGCUGGACACUGUCAAGAACUGGAGGGUUGAGCACAGUGGGAAUUGUCCUUUCUGCCUGACACCAGUGUCAGUUCCCAAAAGUGGGAUGGGAACAGCAGAGCUGCCUCCUGAAUGGUCUUGGUGGGUAGAGAAGGCUGCAGCGUGCAGUCUCUCCUUUGCUUUUUAACCACCCUGGCAUUUGCUGUAGAACAUGGAACUCUCCAGAUAAUCCAUGGUUCCAGUCCUUGCCCAGAGGAGCAGAUGCCAGUUACAGCCAUAGGAGAGAGUUUGGCCAUUACAUGAAUUUCACUGAAAGUCUAGGAGAGUAACAGCCUCAGAACUGUAACAGUGUUUCAGUCAGAAAGGUGAUAUUGGCUGCCUGGGAUCAGUAAGGAUAAUUUUGAAAUAUAAUAAUAAUAAUAAUUAUUAAACUAAUAGCAAUUAGCUUAAACACUAAUAUAUAUACAUAUAUAUAAAAUUUCCAAUGCUCUUAAUUCUCUUGCCCCACUUUCUUUUUCUGAACUAAGUUCUAACUCCUUCCCAGCUCUUGCCAAAGUAUUUGCCUUUGGUUUCACUUAACCCUCUACCAAGAGGAAUCCUCUUUUCCAGAGAAACUCAGUUACCAAAAGCAUUACCAAUUAACACUACUGUCAAUUAAACUGAGAGUCUCCCUCAUACAGCACCUGAGUUUUAUACAAAUCUGACACACAAAUAAUCACUCCCAGCUGACAGUUUUGUGAAACUCUUUGUGUAUCCCAGAACGGUUUGGGUUGGAUGGGACCAUAAAGCUCAUCUCAUUCCACCCCUGCCAUGGCAGGGACACCUCCCACUGUCCCAGGCUGCUCCCAGCCCUGUCCAGCCUGGCCUUGGGCACUGCCAGGGAUCCAGGGGCAGCCACAGCCAGGGCCUCCCCACCCUCACAAGGAAGAAUUUGUUUCUAAUAUCCCAUGUAACCCUUUUGGAGCCAUUCCCCCUUAUCCUGUCACUCCAGGCUCUUGUAGAAUUUCUCCAUCUCAAGUGGCCAACUCCAGAAAUUUAUUUUGCCUUCUAAUUGUCUAUCAGAAAAACCAUCCUUUUUUAUCAUCUGUUCCUACAGGGAGCAGAAUCCUUUUCAACCUCCUAUGCAGUGUUAGAGGAAUAAUACCUCCCAAAUGUGUGUGGUUACUUGGUACAGUUUGUCUUGUUAGCUUCAAUCCAUGCUGUCAAAUAAUCCUGAGUUUGUGUAUUUCCAUUCUGCAGAGUACCACUCACAGAGGUGUCUCCCUGUCUGUGACUCCUUACACUUCCACUGUGUGGGAGGUGCUCUACAGCUCUUGAGAAAUCAUGGAAUUGUGCUGAGACUCAGUCUCCCACCAGUGCUUGUGUGAUUGGUGCUUGUUUCCUCCAUUCAAUGACUAUGCAUAUUUUGUUAAUGUUCCUUCACCUUUAAUCGGAGCAAUUUUUUUUCAGCAAACAUUAAAGAAGUCAGCUGUCCUUCUGCUCCGUGUCUCAUGCAUUAAGCAUGAUCAUGCAUUGACUGAUAAGAACAUUGCUGUAGUAGCCUAGAAACAGCAGAAGCACAUUCAUCUGUAAAAUAAUUAGCCUUGUUUGUAAAUAUCCUUGGAAGUGAUACCAUAAUUGUAUUAAAGAAACAUUUAGUUUUUUA
Messenger RNA from Passer montanus (Eurasian tree sparrow), 4259 nucleotides. RefSeq names its product general transcription factor IIIC subunit 4 (gene GTF3C4). Gene Ontology annotation, molecular function: protein binding; histone acetyltransferase activity. The transcript is spliced from 5 exons. The record is from RefSeq and is a predicted model, not a curated record. Gene Ontology annotation, biological process: transcription initiation at RNA polymerase III promoter. NCBI's taxonomy places the organism in Eukaryota, Metazoa, Chordata, Aves, Passeriformes, Passeridae. The coding region runs from base 228 to 2387 and encodes 719 amino acids. Gene Ontology annotation, cellular component: transcription factor TFIIIC complex.